AUGCCUCUGCUCCGAUGCUCGCUCAACAACCUCAUCGGCUCUCUAGCCGUAGCAGACACCGCUCAUAUCAUCCGAUGCUUGGCCAGCGGCCUCGCGUACUGUCAUGCUCGCGAUGUGCUUCACCGCGACAUCAAGCCGGCAAACGUUCUGGUCUCGGCCAGUGGGUGCGUCAAGCUCUGCGACUUUGGCCUCUCGCGAGUCUAUUACCCACUGCUGGUGGAGAGCGAUGUGAGCUGGGCCCGCCUCACGCCGCGGGUCUGCACCCUCUGGUAUCGCCCGCCCGAGCUGCUUCUUGCACGGGCCAGUGCCUACUCGUCGGCUGUCGACGUGUGGGGUCUUGGCCUCAUCGGUCUCGAGCUGUUCAAGGCGUCGCCGGUCAUCACCGACCACAACGAGCGCAUGUUCUCCAUCACUCUCUUCAACGUCUUUGGCUGCCCUAGCCCCGUCGAGCACGUGCGGCUCUCGGCGUUGAUUGCCACCCAUGGCGAAGCCUUCUCUGGUGCCCAGGACGUGCUCGAUCGCGCGCUGGAUGAGAUCGAGGACGAGCACAAGCCGAACCGAGUCGCCCGCUGGAUGAGCAGCGACCCGGAGGUGGCCAACGAGACGUGGGCGCCGGCGCUCGACGUGCUCGGCCCGCUGCUCUCGUCGUGUCUGGCCUACGACGACCGUGCGCGUGCGCCGGCCGCCGCAGUGGCUACCAUGCCGGCCCUCAGUCAACUGGCUGGCACCGAGGCCGAGGCCCAGGCGCGACUGGCGGCUGUGACACGCCCGAUCUCGGUCUGUGCCGCGAUCAAUGCCCUCGGGCUCAUCCACCACUCGCGGCUCUUCACCCACCUAGAGUCUACGACCCUGUUCCGGCUCUGUCUCCUCUGCCACGAGCCGCUGUUUGCUCUCCUCGCAGCCUUUAGUAGCAAGCUGCUAGAUCUGGACGAGUUUACCGAGUCGCUGAUUGCGCUUGCGGCUCUGUACAGCCCAACUUCGCCGCGCUACGCCUCAUUGGCCGGCGUUAUCCCUGAUCUUGCGGGCGCUACGUUGGUGGCGACCGCGGAGCGGCUCUCGUCGAGCCUGCUUGGCCAGGAUGACAGAUCUCGCGAGCCGGUCUCGGCCACUGUCACCAGCUUUAGGCGCGUGCUUGCGGUCAUCGCUGCCUUUCUCCGCCUCCGCGCCGACAGCGCGUACAAGGUGCCUGCCUUGGCCACCGCCGCCGUCCUCGUGGCUUGCCAGCUGUACAGCGUCUCUGCUUCAAUCAAGGCCAUCAAGCUGUUUCUGUCGCGGAUGCUGGAGCCGCUGGGAGCCCUGGUCCCAACUUCGAAUGAGAUCGGCGACGCCCAGUUUGCGCUGCUCUACGCCACGUCGUUCACUGCCCAGAUGACCGGUGACCUCGCCGCGCUCACGACGCCGGCGCCGUCGCCGGACGAGGCGGAGGUCAUCGACGCCAUUUUCCUUUUUUCCAAUCUUCCACUGCUCUACACGCCUGCCGUCAUCCGCCGUGCGACUCGAGCGUAUCUCACCCGCAACGCAUCCAAUCCUGCGGCCACCUCUGUGCUCAACGCGCACACCAUUGCUGCCAUCGACAGCGCCUGCGCUCUUUACCAUCAGGUCCUUUCCCCCAAUCCACCAUCCAGCUCGAGAGCAACAUGUCCAUGA
Messenger RNA from Thecamonas trahens ATCC 50062, 1647 nucleotides. RefSeq names its product CMGC/CDK protein kinase. Gene Ontology annotation, biological process: protein phosphorylation. NCBI's taxonomy places the organism in Eukaryota, Apusomonadida, Apusomonadidae. Bases 1 to 1647 code for a protein of 548 amino acids. Gene Ontology annotation, molecular function: cyclin-dependent protein serine/threonine kinase activity; ATP binding. Gene Ontology annotation, cellular component: nucleus. The transcript is spliced from 2 exons. The record is from RefSeq and is a predicted model, not a curated record.